This is a messenger RNA of Ipomoea triloba (trilobed morning glory), 2243 nucleotides long. RefSeq names its product protein S-acyltransferase 24-like. The record is from RefSeq and is a predicted model, not a curated record. The transcript is spliced from 15 exons. NCBI's taxonomy places the organism in Eukaryota, Viridiplantae, Streptophyta, Magnoliopsida, Solanales, Convolvulaceae. Gene Ontology annotation, cellular component: Golgi membrane. Gene Ontology annotation, molecular function: protein binding; palmitoyltransferase activity. The coding region runs from base 70 to 1752 and encodes 560 amino acids. Gene Ontology annotation, biological process: protein palmitoylation.
UAUGAUCGGCUAACUGUAUCAAGCAUUGAGUUGAAAUUAGUUUGAAAUUUGGAGUUUUGAAGGGUAUUGAUGGCCUCGGAGAUCGAGGUCGUUGAGGAGGUGGAAGCCGCGGCUGCGAAUGGCGGGGAGGCCUCGGCAGUCGCGGUGGCGGAGGAGGAGAGUUUGAGGAACGACGUCUAUACGGCGGCGGCGUAUGGAAACAUGGAGAAGCUGCAGAGAUUGGUAGAGAGCGAGGGUUGUUCAAUCUCCGAGCCCGAUGGCCUUGGCUACUAUGCUCUCCAGUGGGCGGCUCUCAACAACCGCACUGCGGCAGCUCAAUACAUCAUUGAGCAUGGAGGAGAUGUUAAUGCUGCAGAUCAUACAGGACAAACAGCAUUACACUGGACUGCAGUUCGAGGUGCAAUCCCAGUUGCAGAGAUUUUACUCCAAGCGGGUGCUCGCGUAAAUGCUAGUGAUAUGUAUGGUUAUCAGGCAACCCAUGUUGCUGCACAAUAUGGCCAUACAGACUUUCUGUAUUGUAUUGUUACAAAGUGGAAUGCUGAUCCCGAUGUUCCAGACAAGGAUGGGAGAAGCCCUUUACACUGGGCUGCAUACAAGGCUUUUGCUGAUUGUAUACGACUUUUGUUGUUUCUGGAUGCAUAUCCGGGACGACAGGAUAAAGAGGGGUGCACUCCUCUUCACUGGGCUGCUAUCAGAGGUAACCUUGAGGCAUGCACAGUAUUAGUGCAGGCUGGGAAGAAGGAAGGCCUGAUGGUGAAAGACCAUACUGGCCUUACGCCUGCACAGCUUGCUUCUGAUAAAAAUCACCGACAAGUUGCUUUUUUCCUUGGAAAUGCUAGACAGCUGUAUGACAAAGGUUGUGAUGGCAACAGCCUACUUGGGAAAUUUUCAAAAUUAGGCCUUGCUCCAACACUUUGGUGUAUAAUCAUUCUGCUACUUGUAACUUAUAUUCAUGCCGUCAUCUUGGCUCCAAAUCUUCCAAAAUUAACUGCUGCCAGCGCUUUCUUUGCAUGGUUGGGUGUUUUUAUUGCAACUUCUGCACUUGUUCUGUUUUAUAUGUGCAGCAGCAAAGAUCCAGGGUACAUUAGUAUGAGCUUACGUGAUUUGCAAAAUAUAAAAGAUGAUGAACCAUUGUUGAAGAAUGAUGUAUAUCACCCUGCUCUGCUUGCUGGGAAUUGGUCUCAGCUAUGCUCCACGUGCAAGAUUGUCCGCCCUCUUCGUGCAAAACAUUGUUCUACUUGUGAUCGUUGUGUAGAACAGUUUGAUCAUCACUGCCCUUGGGUAUCUAAUUGCAUUGGCAAGAAAAACAAAUGGGAAUUUUUCUUGUUUCUUGUUCUUGAUGUAUUGGCUAUGCUAAUAACUGGUGGAGUCGCUUUUACAAGAGUCUUGACUGAUCCAAUGGCCCCAUCUUCUUUUGUUGCAUGGUUAAACUACACUGGUACUCAACAUAUCGGUGCUAUCACAUUUAUAAUUGCAGAUAUUUUCCUCUUCUCUGGUGUUUCUGCCUUAACUGUGGUACAAGCUUCUCAGAUUUCCCGCAAUAUCACAACGAAUGAAGUGGCUAAUGCACCACGCUAUAGUUACCUCAAAGAUCAAAACGAUCAAUUCAGAAAUCCUUAUGAUCAUGGGCUCAAGAAAAACUUUUCAGAUUUCUUGAUAAAUGGUUACAGUCCUGAUGUGGUCUACACAGCAGCAUCAACUCAGCCUGAGGGAAUCGGGAUGAUGCAUAUAACUAUGAGUUCAACCCCAUAAAAUGGUGUUGGCCAUUCCCAUCAGACCAAGGAAAGUAGCCACGUAACUAUAGACGUGAAUACGAGCCCAGGUAUUGGCCCAUUGUGAAAUGCUGCCCAAACUGCAGUUUCAUGCUUCAUAGUAUAAUACUGCGCCUUGUUUGUUGGGAAUGUCGUCCUUCAUACACACUGUUAUAUUAUGUUGUAGGGAUACAAGCUUGCAAAUGAUAAGAAUGAAUUUGCAGCUGUUUGAAUUGGCGAGUUUGUAUAUCUCAAACUAACUCUCAUAUUACUCUACCAAAAGAGUUGUUAAAGGUACUCUGAUCUAUACGACAUUUUUCUUCAUUAUUUCUGAAAUACUUACAAAUAGAUAGAUUAUAGAAAAAUUAUAGGGUACCGAAAGGCUCUGGUGCCUUUGGUACCACUACCAUUAUAUAUACAUUCAUGAUUGUAACAAGUACAAUUAGAAACUAUUAUUCAAUAAUACACUUUUUCAUUAUGUUAUUUUAUACA